GCGGCACAGUCGCGAGGAGCGCGCGCACCGCACCACGUGACAACGAACACGAACGACCCGCGAGACAUAACACACGGCAAUUGUUUGACUAAUUAUGUGAUUUUAUAUAAGACUAUUUAAAAAUAUUUAAUCGUAAUUUAAGGAUCUCGUUUACAGUUUUACUAUAAGUUAUUAAUCGUUUAUUUAUUGAAAGUGGGACCAAAAUGACGAUAAAAAAUAAAAAGACUAAAUCGAAGACGUCCGAGGCGUCAACCAGUGCGAGUAGUGUGCAGAAGUCCAGCUCCAGCACGUCCACGACCGUGCAGCAGAGCAGCAACACUCUGCAGAAGGUGUCGUCCGGCAAGAAAGUACGCUACAUCCAGGUGAAGGUGGAAGAAGAAGAUCCUCUCAUGAUCACGGACAUCUCUGACAACAUGUCGCACACCGGCUCCACCGUGUCCGAAGCUUACAACAGCCAUCCUCACUACAUAAUCGCCGAAGCACCUUCCAUAACUGAUUUAUCCCAGCUGCCUCAAUCCCGCCAAGAUCACCAUGUCAGCGACAUGGUACAGUCGACCACUGGCGAGUUUGUAUCGAGCUCCCUGCACGAGUCCUCGACUUCGCACCAGCAGAGCUCGACCAAUGAAACAUUCCAAUCGUCCUCCACAUCUGUGCAGCGUUCAGGAUCUAGUCACAGCCGCAGUCAACUUGAAAGCAGCAUCGACGCUACUGGCAGUCAGACUCUUAAUACCGGUUUUAUUGAUAACUCGGUUCGUGACAAUUCUGGCGUGAAUACGAAAUUUUUGUCAAAAUCUCAAGGCGCUAAUUCUACUAAUUCGUUCCUCGAGAUGGAACGUCAAGAACUUACGUCACAGUCUUCGAACGUGCACACUAGUGCUACUACGGAAGCUACGACGACUAGUUCAACUCAUCAAUCAUCGCCACAGCAUCAACGAUCAGACCUGCAUCACCAGCAUCACAAAAAUAUAACUGGCGAUAAGAUAACUGGCCAGAACUUUUCUCCUAAAGGUAAAAACAUGCCUACUGUACGAUCGGAUUCCUCUAAAUUCUAUGGAGGCGAAGGUACUCUGGACAAGAACGUCAAUUCAAAACAGUAUAGCAGCACGUCACAUACCAGUGAGGCUAAAAGUAGCAAUGUGACUAAAUCAUCGUCAUCGUCUCAUGUCGUGGAAAUUGUUGACGGCAAAGAACGCAUUAUCGACAGUUCGAGCAGGGAAUGGGGAGAUGCCCAAGAGAAAGCUACCAGUGAAGCUUACGCUAGUGUAAGUGGCACUGGCAUUAAGCCUCAAUCCGUGCACAGCGUGCAAAAUUACGACAUGAAGUCUAAAUAUGAUACUGGAAAACCAGGCCAGAAACCUUCCAGUCAGAUGACCAUUAAAGAAGAUUCGAAGCUUGUUAAAGACGGAAACCAGAUUACCACUCAUUCAAGUGAGAUUUCCGAAAAAGAUAAUGUUAAACAGCAGCAAAUUAGUUCUACACAAGAGCAGUUGCUAUCCUCUGAUAAAAAAUAUAAUGCGUCAACUUCAGAUACUUCAAAACAUAUUACAGAUCAACACAGCAAAACGACAACAUCUGACACUUCAAAGCAUAUCCUUGAUCAACAGAAGCAUACAACUGUAUCAGACACAACUAGCCACAAAGUAAGUGAACAGAGUAGCACUUCAACUUCUGAUACUACCAACAUUCAGAGGAGCAGCAAUGUUGUUGAAAACAUCAACAAAAUUAAUGAAACUGCUAAUGAGAGGAGAAAGAACUUAAAUCAAACCGAUUCGUCCAACUUUUAUGGCUACGAUUCGACUAUUCAAAACGAAUUGCAAAAAGUUGGCGAUAUUCUGAAUGUAGGAAAUGUCGAGAAUAUUAACUUUUCAACUAAAAUUAUGAAGAGUAACACAAGCAGCGCACAACAAGCGUCUAAAUCUUCAUACAACAUUGAAAUAGUCGAUGGAAAGGAAACAGUUGUCGACAGUUCUCACCGAGAAUGGGGCGACAGCAAGGAUCAUUCCACGUAUGAGAAGAGUCACAAUAUUAGUGGCACCGGAAUUAAACCAGAGCACGAGUACAACCGUCAUGUGCUCGAUAAAGAAUCUCAUUAUGAUACAGGGAAAAAAGGGGUCCCCACUAGUUCUACUCAAAUUACAGAAGAAUCGCUUUUGGUCAAAGAUGGCCAGGAAAUUGCCUCAACAAGCAAUACUUAUAUAGGCGAUUUCACUAAGAAAAGAGCAUUAACGGAGCACACUGACACUGAAGAUAUUCUGAAUAAGCGAAUCCAAGAUACUACUGAUAGGUCUAAUAUUACUGAUUCCACUGCCUAUCAAUCGACAACAACCGAUACCAAGUCUUCAAAUGUAAACAUUAAAGAUACGACUGAUUUUGUAAAUAUUGAAAAGCAAAAUUUGACUAAAGAAACUAGCUCAACGUCUCAAACUAAGGAUACUUUGACCACUUAUGAGCAAAGUACUGGGACUUGGAAUGGUAAGUUUGUCUACGAAACCGAUGACGACAGGCCAAAAAGACCAAAAGAAAUGUCACCUUUUGGUAGACCAGAACCCAGGCACCACCUAAAGCGUCAGGAUACUGAAGAAAAUAUAAUUUUAUCUUCAAGGGAUAUCAAGGAUUUCACAUCCAUAACUGACUUAAGAAAGAUCAUUGAAUCGUCACAAUCUAAGAAAGACAUAACAGUCAGUGAUAAGAGCAUUGUUAUCAAACGAAACAUAGAUGACAGAGUUUUGAAGGACAUUCUUGAAACAGUCAAGAAAUAUCCAUUCAAAAGAAUCGAGAAAGUGACCUUUGGAACAAAAAUCAAUGAAGACGUUAAGGAUCUUUACGAAGGAAUAGAUACCGAGAAGCAAACAACAGUCAUUAACACCAGCAAUACUGAUGUGAUUAAGAAAUCAUUCCAAGUGGAGAAGAAUAGAAGUCAGGUCGAGGUUAUCAGAUACGUUAAUGAAAACGGUAUCAAAACAAGGAUAGUCACUUACGAGGAUGCGAAAGAAGAUGAUAAAGUGAAGACAAACGUAUACGUGGACAAUACUUCGUCGUUAGACGUCAAAAACUUGAGCGACGUUCGUACGACGAAAGACGUAUUGCGCGAAUACGACGUGGUAGACCACGCCAUCACUGAAGACGUGACCACCGUCCGCUCUGUUUACGACGAGAAGAUCAACAAGAAAACAGUGCGAGACGACAGGACCACCGUCGACGAGACGGUCAUCGUCGAGGAGACCAGGCCUCGCGGUCCCAAGAAACCUGAGAAGAGCGUCGUUAAGGAGCAGUGCAUUUGUGAAAUCUGCACUUGUGGGCGUCACCGCUGCCCACACAACGAUGUCCCGGAGCCAUUGUUCGAUGUGGCGCACACGACGAGCGUGGUCUCCGCGUACAAGCAAGACUACGACGAGAAGCACGUCAGCCGCACUACGGCCGUCCACCACGAGGACCAUCUUCGCCUUGAGGGCGAUUUCCAGAAACUCGAGCGGCCCGAAUGGCACCCCGCCGAACGGCCCAAACCCACCAAACCAGAGGAUAAUCUUAGACCAGAGGGCGAUUUUGAGAAGAGGCGUCCGGAAGAAUGGCGCCCCGGCGACAGAGCUCCCGUGAAAAGGCCAGAAGAUAACCUCAAACCAGAGGGUGAUUUUGAAAGGAGGCGCCCCGAGGUGUGGCGUCCAGGUGACAGAGCACCUAUUCGACGUCCCGAGGACAACCUCAAGCCCGAAGGAGACUUUGAGAAACGCCGCCCAGAUGAAUGGCAACCGGGAGACCGAGCCCCCGUCCGCAAGCCUCAGGACAACCUUCGCCCAGAAGGUGACUUUGAGAAACGUCGCCCGGAGGAAUGGAAACCGGGCGACCGAGCCCCUGUUCGUCGUCCCGAUGACAACUUGAGACCCGAAGGCGACUUUACCACUCCUGAAAAAGAACAAUGGCGUCCAGCGGAAAGGCAGACACCCAAAAAGCCAGAGGACAAUCUUAGACCAGAGGGUGACUUUGAAAAACGACGACCUGAAGAGUGGCGCCCGGGAGACAGGGCACCAGUACAUAAACCCGAGGAUAAUUUAAGGCCUGAGGGGGAAUUCACUUCGCCUGAGAAAGUACCUUGGCGCCCAGCUGAGAGGCAGAAGCCCAAGAAACCAGAAGACAACUUGAAGCCUGAAGGUGACUUUGAAAAGCGCAAACCCGAAGAAUGGAAGCCAGGUGACAGAGCUCCGGUGCGAAAACCGGAGGACAAUCUCAGGCCUGAAGGAGAUUUUGAAAAACGGCGACCGGAAGACUGGCAGCCAGCGGAUCGCCAAAAACCCAAGAAACCCCAAGACAACCUGAGACCCGAAGGUGAUUUUGAAACACAGAAGCCUGACGAAUGGCGCCCCGCUGAACGUCGUGAACCAACUAAGCCGAAAGAUAAUCUCAAACCUGAAGGUGAUUUCGAAAAGCCGAAACAUGAUGAGUGGCGACCGGCCGAAAGGCAGACUCCUAAGAAACCACAAGACAAUCUCAAACCUGAAGGUGAUUUUGAGAAGAGAAGACCUGAAGAAUGGCAACCGGGUGAUAGAGCCCCUGUGCGAAAGCCAGAGGAUAAUUUGAGGCCUGAGGGAGAUUUCGAAAAACGCCGACCAGAAGAUUGGCAACCUGCUGAUAGACAGAAACCUAAAAAACCUCAGGAUAACCUGAGACCCGAAGGCGAUUUCGAAACCCAAAAGCCCGAUGAAUGGCGCCCCGCUGAACGACGUGAGCCAACUAAACCAAAAGAUAAUCUUAAGCCUGAGGGUGAUUUUGAAAAACCUAAACACGACGAGUGGCGUCCGGCUGAAAGGCAGACUCCUAAGAAGCCUCAAGAUAAUCUCAGACCUGAAGGCGAUUUUGAAACCCAUAAACCAGAUCAAUGGCGUCCAGCGGAACGCAGAGAGCCUACAAAACCCAAGGACAACCUCAAACCAGAAGGAGAGUUCGAGCAGCCGAAGCAUGAUGAGUGGCGCCCAGCAGAGAGGCAGACUCCUAAAAAACCUCAAGAUAAUCUGAAGCCUGAGGGAGAGUUUGCUCAGCGCCAGCCUGAUGAGUGGCGUCCGGGUGACAGAGCUCCAGUACGCCGUCCCGAAGACAAUCUUAAGCCAGAAGGAGAAUUCACUUCUCCUGAAAAACAGCCUUGGAGACCGGCAGAAAUACAGAAGCCCAAGAAACCGGAAGAUAAUCUGAAACCUGAAGGAGAAUUCACAUCGCCCAAAAAAGAUGAAUGGAGACCGGCAGAGAAAGCUGUAGUAAAGAAACCAGAAGACAACUUACGGCCAGAAGGAGAGUUUACCAAGAGAACAACAGACUACACGGUUGUCACUGGCGAGAGGGCUGAAAUAAUUCGCCGAACCGAUAACAUCAUUACGGAAGGAGAGUUCACAGAUACCACUACGUCUCGCACCGAAUAUACAAUAAAACCAGUAGAAAGACCAAAACCUGUGCGACGAAACACUUGGACAAAGAUCGAAGGAGAAAUGACCACAGAUACAACCUCAAAAUCAGAAUACAUCGACUAUACCGACAUCGUUGAAAGAACUGUUAUUGCUACGAAGAAAACCGACAAUUUAAUUCAAAAAGGUGAAAUUGAAUUCGUGACUUCCAACCAGGAGGAUUACACACAAAAAAUGACACCGGUUGAACGUCCCCAAAGACGUCGCACAUGGACUAAAGAAGAUUUUGAAAAGUUCUAUUCAACAGAUGAAUUGCAAAAAGUUACGACCACACAAGAAGAAUAUAGAACGUAUGAAGAAACUGACAUCAGACAGCAACAGAUUAUUAGGAAAGAUAACCUUCACAUGGAAGGAACGUUCGAAACUCACACUGUGUCUCACGAUGCUUAUCAAGGCUCUGAAUUGACUGAAAGGCCAAAACAAAAGAAGCCAAUAGAUAAUCUUCGACCUGAAGGUGAAUUUGAAACUCCUAAGCAAGACAAGUGGCGUCCCGCCGAGCGACGAGAAAUUACUAAGCCAAAAGAUAAUCUUAAACCAGAAGGAGAAUUUGAAUCACCUAAACACGAGGAGUGGCGUCCUGCUGAGAGACCAGAGGUAAAGAAACCGAAGGACAACCUUAGACCGGAAGGUGAUUUUGAAACCCAGAAGCCCGAUGAAUGGCGCCCUGCUGAACGUCGUGAGCCGACUAAGCCUAAGGACAACCUGAAACCAGAGGGUGAAUUUGAAAAACCGAAGCACGACGAAUGGCGCCCAGCAGAGCGACAAACUCCAAAGAAACCACAAGACAAUUUAAGACCUGAAGGCGACUUUGAAACGCAAAAACCAGAUCAAUGGCGUCCAGCGGAACGCAGGGAGCCUACCAAACCUAAGGACAACCUCAAACCAGAAGGAGAGUUCGAGCAGCCGAAGCACGAGGAGUGGCGGCCAGCCGAACGUCAAACACCGAAAAAGCCUCAAGACAAUCUGCGUCCUGAAGGUGAUUUUGAGAGUCAGAAGCCCGAUGAAUGGCGCCCCGCUGAACGUCGUGAGCCGACUAGGCCCAAAGACAACUUAAAACCAGAGGGUGAAUUUGAGAAGCCAAAACAUGACGAGUGGCGGCCCGCCGAGAGGCAAACUCCUAAAAAGCCUCAAGAUAAUCUAAAGCCUGAAGGUGAAUUUGAGUCACCAAAGCCUGAGGAAUGGCGUCCAGCAGAAAGGCCUGAAGUUAGAAAGCCAAAAGACAAUCUUAAACCUGAAGGGGACUUCGAGACGCAGAAGCCUGACCAAUGGCGUCCUGCUGAACGUCGUGAACCAACAAAGCCCAAGGAUAAUCUAAAGCCUGAAGGAGACUUCGAGACGCAGAAGCCUGACCAAUGGCGUCCUGCUGAACGUCGUGAACCAACAAAGCCCAAGGAUAAUCUAAAGCCUGAAGGAGACUUUGAGACUCAGAAGCCCGAUGAAUGGCGACCCGCCGAACGUCGCGAGCCGACUAAGCCCAAGGACAACUUAAAACCAGAGGGUGAAUUUGAGAAGCCAAAACAUGACGAGUGGCGGCCAGCCGAGAGACAAACUCCUAAAAAGCCUCAAGAUAAUCUAAAGCCGGAAGGUGAAUUUGAGUCACCAAGGCCUGAGGAAUGGCGUCCAGCAGAAAGGCCUGAAGUUAGAAAACCAAAAGACAAUCUUAAACCUGAAGGCGACUUCGAGACGCAGAAGCCUGACCAAUGGCGUCCUGCUGAACGUCGUGAACCAACAAAGCCCAAGGAUAAUCUAAAGCCUGAAGGAGAUUUUGAGACGCAGAAGCCUGACCAAUGGCGUCCUGCUGAACGUCGCGAACCGACUAAGCCGAAGGACAACUUAAAACCAGAGGGUGAAUUUGAGAAGCCAAAACAUGACGAGUGGCGGCCAGCCGAGAGACAAACUCCUAAAAAGCCUCAAGAUAAUCUAAAGCCUGAAGGUGAAUUUGAGUCACCAAGGCCUGAGGAAUGGCGCCCAGCGGAAAGGCCUGAAGUUAGAAAGCCAAAAGACAAUCUUAAACCUGAAGGCGACUUCGAGACGCAGAAGCCUGACCAAUGGCGUCCUGCUGAACGUCGUGAACCAACAAAGCCCAAGGACAAUCUAAAGCCUGAAGGAGACUUUGAGACUCAGAAACCCGAAGAGUGGCGUCCCGCUGAACGCCGUGAGCCAACUAAGCCUAAAGACAACUUAAAACCAGAAGGUGAGUUUGAAAAACCUAAGCAUGAUGAAUGGCGUCCAGCUGAGAGACAGACUCCUAAGAAACCUCAAGACAACUUGAAGCCGGAAGGAGAAUUUGAACAACCGACACAUGAGGAAUGGCGACCAGCAGAAAGGCAAACUCCUAAAAAGCCACAAGAUAAUCUGCGACCUGAAGGUGACUUUGAAACUCAGAAACCUGACCAAUGGCGUCCCGCUGAACGUCGUGAAGCUACUAAACCUAAGGAUAACCUUAAGCCUGAGGGUGAUUUUGAGACCCAGAAACCAGAUGAGUGGCGCCCUGCUGAACGCCGAGAACCAACCAAGCCCAAAGACAACCUGAAACCAGAGGGUGAAUUCGAAAAACCCAAACAUGAUGAGUGGCGUCCUGCCGAGAGACAAACCCCUAAGAGACCUCAAGACAAUCUAAAACCAGAAGGUGAAUUUGAACAGCCAAAACACGACAAAUGGCAGCCCGCAGAACGUCCGGAGGUGAAGAAACCGAAAGACAACCUUAAGCCUGAGGGAGAUUUCGAAACUCAGAAGCCAGAGCAAUGGCGUCCUGCUGAACGCCGUGAGCCGACGAAGCCAAAAGAUAAUCUGAAACCUGAAGGUGAUUUUGAGAAACCUAAACACGACGAAUGGCGCCCAGCGGAGCGUCAAACUCCUAAGAAACCGCAAGAUAAUUUAAGACCAGAGGGUGAAUUUGAAUCUCCAAGGCAUGAGGAAUGGCGCCCUGCGGAGAGGCCUGAAGUCAGGAAGCCAAAAGAUAACCUCAAACCCGAAGGUGACUUUGAGACACAAAAACCUGAUCAAUGGCGUCCCGCUGAACGUCGUGAGCCGACUAAACCUAAGGAUAAUCUGAAACCAGAGGGUGAAUUCGAAAAACCGAAGCACGAUGAAUGGCGUCCGGCUGAGAGACAAACUCCUAAGAAACCUCAAGACAAUUUGAGACCUGAAGGUGACUUCCAACAGCCUACACACGAGGAGUGGCGUCCGGCCGAACGCCAAACACCGAAAAAGCCUCAAGAUAAUCUCAAGCCUGAAGGCGAGUUUGAGUCACCCAAACCUGAGCAGUGGCGCCCUGCGGAGAGGCCUGAAGUCAGGAAGCCAAAAGAUAACCUCAAACCCGAAGGUGACUUUGAAACACAAAAACCUGAUCAAUGGCGUCCCGCUGAACGUCGUGAGCCAACUAAACCUAAGGAUAAUCUGAAACCAGAGGGUGAAUUCGAAAAACCGAAGCAUGAUGAGUGGCGUCCGGCUGAGAGACAAACUCCUAAGAAACCUCAAGACAAUCUUAAGCCAGAGGGUGAAUUUGAGCAGCCUAAACACGACAAAUGGCAGCCAGCGGAACGCCCGGAGGUUAAGAAACCGAAAGACAACCUGAAGCCUGAAGGAGAUUUUGAGUCCCAGAAGCCAGAUGAGUGGCGCCCUGCAGAACGCCGGCAACCAACCAAGCCCAAAGAUAACCUGAAACCAGAGGGUGAAUUCGAGAAACCUAAACACGAUGAGUGGCGUCCAGCUGAUCGUCAAACACCUAAGAAACCACAGGAUAAUCUCCGACCGGAAGGUGAUUUCGAAAAGCCAAAACACGACGAAUGGCGUCCGGCUGAAAGACCUGAAGUGAAGAAACCUAAAGACAACUUGAAACCUGAAGGUGAUUUCGAAAAGCCGAAACAUGAUGAGUGGAAGCCUGCUGAACGGCAAACACCUAAAAAACCACAGGACAAUCUCCGUCCAGAGGGAAAAUUCGAGACUCCCAAACAGGAUAAGUGGCGCCCAGCAGAAAGACCAGAAGUCAAGAAGCCGAAAGAUAACUUGAAACCUGAAGGAGAGUUCGAAAAACCAAAACACGAUGACUGGAAGCCUGCAGAACGACAAACUCCUAAAAAGCCUAAAGAUAAUCUUAAGCCUGAAGGUAAAUUUGAUAGGCCAGAGAAACCAAAACCAUUGCCUGCAGGCGAAAGGCCAGUUCAAAAGAAACCUGAAGAUAACUUAAAGCCCGAAGGCGAUAUGGAAGUUGUGCGUCGAACUGAUUACACAGCAACUCGAGGAGACCGCGUGGACGUAGUCAAGCACGAAGACCACCUUAAAAUGGAAGGAAAGAUUGAUGUUCAUCGUUCUCGGGAUGACUAUAAGCGAAUUGAAAAAACGGAAAAAGUGGUGAUCAUGAAACAUGAAGACAAUCUGAGAACUGAAGGAAAGUUUAUUGACAUGCAAGUCCGAAAUGAUUACUCUGCAACUAAGGGGGAAAGGGCUACCGUGGUCAAACCUCAUGACAAUUUGAAACCUGAUGGUAAAUUUUACAGACCUGAAGCUGUUCCUUCUCAACCUGCUGAGAAGCGUAAACCUUUUAAAUAUGUCGACAAUAUUACUAUUGAGAAAGACACUGAUAUCAGACGAAAUAAACACUUAGAGCGAGUUGAUAUAAUUAGACGUGACGACAACUUAAAAAUAGAAGGUGAAUUCGUUGACCUGAAACAGAAAAAUGACUACACAGUCGUAACAGGUGAACGUGCUGCAAUUGUGAAACAUGAAGAUAACUUGAAGAUGGAGGGAAAAAUGGAAAACAUUCGAUCUUCAGAUACUUAUCGUGUGGUAAAAGGACAAAGAGUUAAGUUGACUCGCAGAGAAGAUAACCUUAAAAUCGAAGGAGUAUUUGAAGAUCACGUUCGUAGAAAUGAUUACAGUGUAACAAAAGGGGAAAGAUCAGCUAUUAUUUAUCACCCGGAUAACUUGAAACCUGAAGGUCAAUUCGAAAAGAGACCUGUUGAAGAACCAGUAACUGGAGAGAAAAGAACACCGAUAAAGGGCACAGAUAAUUUGAAACCAGAGGGUGAUUUUGACAGACCUACAAAACCAAAAUGGGAAUCUGCGGAACGACCGGAUGUAGUCAAACCGCGUGACAAUUUGCAUCCUGAUGGCGAAUUUGAUAGACCGGCGAAGACGAAAUGGAUUCCAGGCGAAAGACCAGACCAAGUUAGACCAGUAGAUAAUUUGCACCCUGACGGAGAAUUCCAUGAUAGGCCCAAGGAGCGCUGGCAACCUGGAGAAACUCCUUCACAGGUACGCCCAAAAGAUAACUUGAAGCCAGAAGGUGACUUCGAUCGUCCUGAGCGACCAAAAUGGCAAAAGGGUGAUAGACCCGAACAAGUCAGACCGACCGAUAACCUGCAUCCUGAAGGAAAAUUCCAGGACAAGCCUAAGGAACGUUGGCAACCCGGGGAAACUCCGUCUCAAGUCCGUCCGAAGGACAAUUUAAAACCGGAAGGAGACUUUGACCGUCCCGAUCGCCCAAAAUGGCAAAAAGGUGAGAGACCAGACCAGGUUAGGCCAACAGACAAUCUGCAUCCGGAAGGCAAGUUCCAAGAUAGACCGAAGGAAACCUGGAAACCCGGAGAAACACCGUCACAAGUUCGCCCGAAGGACAACUUAAGACCCGAGGGUGACUUUGAUCGCCCAGAACGGCCUAAAUGGCAAACUGGAGAUCGGCCUAAUGCUGUUAAGCCAAAAGACAACUUGUACCCAGAAGGUCCCCAUGCACCAACAACCGUAGAUAGAACCAGCUCUAAACAAACAAACGAGUUCGCAAGAAAAACAACAGAGUCAGAGACCAUUACUGGCCAAGAUAUUAGAAACAUUGAUUCCAAACGUACGAAUAUUGUUAGACAUGACACCGCAACAAGCCGGGACGAUACAAUGCAUGCUACUCAUUCAGAAUCACACCAGCAAAAAUCAAGCUCCCAUAGUGAACACUCAACUGUUAGAAAUAUUCAAUCUGGAACUCACGUGGCGCAUUCGACUGUUACUUCACAAAAUGUUAUUGACCGCACAGAUUCACAAAAUAAUGUCGAUAAAACUACAUUAAUACGCAAACACGACGGAACUGGGAAAGAUACAGAUAGUUCUGUUAUUAAACAUGUAGACAAAAAUACGGUCAAUAAGCAUGAUUCUAAGAAUAUUAAAAACGUCCAAUCUUCGACCUCGUCGACUACAAAGACAAUGAAGCAAGUUACAGAGAAGAAGCUCGUGGGCGGAAAAUGGGUUACCGUAACAAGAAAUGUGGAGACGAAUAUUUCAACUAGUGGACCUGGUGGUGGUGACCGACCCUCUGGCAAGAAGCCAAAAGAUAAUUUGCAUUUAGAUGGUGAUUUUGAAGGACGUCCUAAGACUAAGUGGCAACCAGGAGACACUCCAGCUCAAAUUCGUCCAAAAGACAAUUUAAAACCUGAGGGUGAAUUCGACCGACCGGCGAAGUCAGAAUGGCAAGCGAGCGAAAGACCAAGUCCAAUUAGACCGAAAAAUAAUUUACACCCUGAAGGUGAAAAGUACACAAACGGCCAUAUUGUACACGAAGACACUAUGAGAAUACAAUCACAAGAUAUGUCUAAGAAAACAACUGACAGUAGGUCUCAUGUGGGUCGCGACGAUUCUAACAUUCAGUCAAGAGAUUCACGGGUACAAACUACGACGAGCUCAUCAGAUCACCACGAUGGAGAGACAAAGACUAUGCACACUGAAUCUCAUACUACCAUUCAUAGUGGUGUCCAAAGUUCUACAACUAAACAUUCAACAUCUGGUUCCCAAAUAACACAUGCUACAGUUACUUCUCAGGGUACUGAUCGUACUGGAUCGCAGCGCAAUAUCAGUAAAACUUCACAAGACGUCACUGACAAAUCUUCAUCUCGAACUGUUACUGAUAAAAAUAAAAUAGCACAGGAUUCACGAAACGUUAAAAACUUAUCUUCUUCAAUCAAUAAGACCAUGAAGCAAGUAUCUGAGAAGAAACUAGUAGCAGGAAAAUGGGUCACGGUUACUCGAAAUGUAGAGGUAAAUACAACUACACAAGGAGGUGAUACAAACAAUCUUAAAACUGUUCAGGAUAAAGGGAGUGUUGAUAGACAGACUCGAGGUGAUUCUAGUCAAAGAAUUGUGUCAUCGGAUGAAUCGGCCAUAUCUUCGUCUGCACAACAGCGCACAUCAGUGAAUACUCACACUCAACGCAACUCUUCCAAUAUCAUACAGCAUAGUGGAAGCCACUUAGAGGAGCAUAGCUCUAGAUCAAGUCAACAGACGCACGUCGCUGGCAGGAAUCAACUGAGCGACAGCGUAGCCAGGACCAGUAUAGAGUUCCAAAAAGCCAUGCAUGGGGGUGAUUCUUCAACUACUGUAAUUGACAAUUCCAGUCGUUCCGGGCAUCACAAGAGGACAUCUGAUCUAGUUACCGAUGCGUCCAACACCGUUCUUCAUCGCAAAGGAAUCUCCUCGGCCACUGAAGCCCAACAUUCUAUAAGUUCAACGGCAUCGGCGCAGCGUAAGAGCAUCGGAAAUCUAAACGAUAGAGGAGAGUACAUCAGUAACUCGUCCCACAGCACUGAUAGAAAGAGCAUCAGUUCCAUGCACCGUUCAGCUCGCGAUAAUAUGGGUGUUAUUUCGCAGCACUCAGACAGGCAGCAAACCAAGCGCGACGGCCAGUCGACGUUGUUUGUCGAGAGGCAGCCAAAAGUUGUACGAGAUAACAUACAAGUCGGCGGGGAAUUCUACGGGCGUUCCGAAGCCAAUUCCUACGGCAGUUUUUCGCGUUCGGAGAACUCGCAGAAGGUCCAACGUAACGAGCGCACGGAGCGGGUGGUGCGGCACGGGCACACGUCGCACUUCGUUCUGGGCGGCGACAGCACCAGCUACAAGCAGGAGUUCACGACGCACGUGCACGGCCCGUGCCCCGCCACGCUCAUCGAAGCCCCGCGCACUCCAUUUAAACACACUCGUGAUUCACGUGAACACAAAUUCUAUGCCUCAAAAGUAACGCGUUAAAUACUAAAACGUAUGAUGUAUACUGUGUUUUGAGCCUUCGUUCAUUCCUUUUGAAUGUGCCUUACUAGAGCUUGUUUAUUUAAAAUGUUAAAUUAAAGCAUAAUAAGUAAUUACCUACUUUUAAAACGCAAUCUAACAUUGCUAGUCUUAUACAAUUAACAUGCCCAUUUUUUUAAGCAUUAUAAUGUAACAAUUAACAUCUUGAAGUAUACCUAUACGAAGCAAAUCAUUUAUUAUUAUUAUUUUACUCUUAUAAUGUCAAACAUUGCCAUGUAAUAAAUUUUAUAUUAAAA
Molecule: messenger RNA, 13744 nt
Organism: Cydia splendana
Lineage: Eukaryota; Metazoa; Arthropoda; Insecta; Lepidoptera; Tortricidae
Gene: Sdb
Product: titin
Exons: 4
Coding region: 204-13451 (4415 amino acids)
Cellular component (GO): sperm flagellum; cytoskeleton; centriole
Molecular function (GO): microtubule binding
Source: RefSeq, a predicted model, not a curated record